AUGUCAUCCACUACUGAUAACAAUAACACCAAGUAUACUACAGAAAGUGACCAGAUAACGUCGUCUAAAUCGAACGAGGAUAGCUCCAAUGCUAAUAAAAAAUUGAUCGUAGACGCCGAUUCGAUACGACGAAUCCAGUCAUUCGAGUACUUUCGACAUUUUACAGAUCAAAAAAUACGACCAAAUGGAAGGGUAUUCAAUCGCUCGGUCACUACUGCAGACGGUUUGGCGGUGGUGAGAAUCGGAAACACUUCUGCUAUCUGUGGCAUCAAGGCAGAAGUUGCAGAACCAAAUGUAAACACGCCACUGGAAGGAUACCUCGUUCCCAACGUGGAAUUACCACCAAUGUGCUCUCCCAACUUUAAGCCCGGUCCUCCAAGUGAACUUGCACAAGUACUAAGCGAGACUGUGAACAAGCUACUCAAAGGUGUGAGAGGUGGGAAGGCUAUCUCGUCAACGUCGUUCGAGUGA
Paraglomus occultum is the source of this 471-nucleotide messenger RNA. The record is from the annotation of a GenBank genome assembly. Lineage: Eukaryota; Fungi; Glomeromycota; Glomeromycetes; Paraglomerales; Paraglomeraceae.